AUGCGGCUGCAGCGGGCCUGGGGCUGCCCCCCUUACAUCCCCGGUACCGGCACUGGCCCGCUGGUCACUGUCACGAUAGCAGACGCCAGCUGCACGGAGCCCUCGUGCUACACGCACCGCACAAACGAAAGCUACGUGCUGGCAGUCUCCUCCACCGCCGUGUCAAUCAAGGCGCGGACCAUCUUUGGCGCCGGGUGGGCGCUCUCCAGCAUGACGCCGCUCGCCCAAGCCAUCUGCCGGGUGGACUGCGUGCCCGUCAAAGUGGACGACGCGCCUCGGUUUGGGCACCGCGGCAUCCUGUUGGACACGGGGCGCAACUGGUUCAGCCCCGACGACAUCAAGCGCAGGCUGCUGGACCCCAUGGCCGCCACCAAGAUGAAUGUGCUGCACUGGCAUGUGUACGACAGCCAGAGCCAGCCGUUGGAGGUCCGGUCCCGGCCGAGCCUGUGGCAGCCCUACUCCCCCGCCCAGCGCUACACCCAGGAGCAAGCGCUGGACCUGGUCAGCUAUGCGUUCGACAGAGGCAUCCGCAUCCUGCCCGAGUUCGACCUGCCUGGCCACACCGCGAUUUUCGGGAAGGCCGACGCCAGCCUGACGGACUGCCUCAACUACAUCCCCUGGAGCGGCGCGGGCUGGCCUAAUGUCAUGGCCAACCAGCCCCCUGCCGGCCAGCUCAAGGCCGACAGGGUUGGGGUGGCCACCGGCCUGCUGCGGGAGAUGAUGGAUCUCUUCCCCAACAAAGUCAUCAGCACAGGGGCUACCGAGGUCAAUUUCAACUGCUGGAACGAGGCCACCAUCACUCCCGUGGAUGACGAGGGCUACCCCCGGUUCAGGCAAAAGUCACUGGCCAAGCUGCGGGCCUUCCAAACAAAGGUGGCAUCCGCCGUGAACCAGGCUGGCAACACCAUGGCUGUGUAUGACGAGAGCUUCACGGAGUUGGGUUUCAACAACUCCACGGCGCUACCUAAGGGCAGCAUACUGUUUGCGCGGAGCCAGCCGCAGCGUGCGCCUGUGAUGACCUCAAACGGGUACAACGUGGUCAUGAUGCCCGUGCGGCCCUACGACCUCGACUGCGGCCUGGGUACCGCCUCUGCCGCCGCCAAUGCGUGCGGCCCGCUCAACAGCUGGGCCUCCAUCUAUGGCUGGGACCCGCUGGCCAACUUCACCACAGGGUCGGUGGGGAUGCGGUCGAGAGUGCUGGGAGGCGAGGUGGCCGCGUGGUCUGAGCACCUGCGCCCCUCCGUCCUUGACUAUGUGGUGUGGCCGCGGGCAGCAGCGCUGGCAGAGAAGCUGUGGAGCCCCGCCAGCGCCACGCGGAACAUCACGGCAGCUGCGGCGCGCCUGAGGCGGCUGUCGGAGCGGCUGACGGCCCUGGGGUUGAACCCCUCGUCGCUGAGCUGGCAGAGCAGGAACUUCCGAUACAACCUGCUGCCGCAGGCAAGCCAGGGUGGCCGCAAUGUGACGCUGCCGUACUGCGAUACCGCUUCGCCGCAGUACAGUCACCUUGGCGUGGACUACUGCGCCCCAGCCGCAAAGUACAAGGGCGUCAGGCUGACUUUCGGCAACCUGGUGAUCGACUGA
Molecule: messenger RNA, 1581 nt
Organism: Chlorella variabilis
Lineage: Eukaryota; Viridiplantae; Chlorophyta; Trebouxiophyceae; Chlorellales; Chlorellaceae
Exons: 13
Coding region: 1-1581 (526 amino acids)
Biological process (GO): glycosaminoglycan metabolic process; carbohydrate metabolic process
Cellular component (GO): membrane
Molecular function (GO): beta-N-acetylhexosaminidase activity
Source: RefSeq, a predicted model, not a curated record